AUUAGUGGGAGUGUUUCUAUGAUAUAUUUAUGACGCUAGAAACUUCGACGAAAUGAUAAACAAAUGGUCACAUAUAGUCUUGAGCAUCACAAUGAUGCUCAUCAUUUUCCUGUUUGUCUUCAGCGCAGACUGGCGAUAUAUAAUAAAAAGCUCUGCUGUGAUGGAGCCACAAAUCGGAAGCCGGAGUUUUGUUACGGAAAAGUUGCGUGGCGAUCUGGACUUCGAGAUUCUCAUAGAAGAAGAUGGGAGAACACAAGAAAAGAAACUAACAUAUGAGCUACUGAGAAAAGUCAUGGAGUAUGAACGAUUGCAGAGGGAAAAUAUUGCAGUGGAUGAUCAAGAAACACAAAAUUACCAAAGAAAAACAAUUGUAAAUGAAGGACAUAAAUUUAGCGUAAAAAUCCCGUCUUACAGCGGCUCACAAGAACUAAUCUUACUCGUCAGCUCUCUGGGACGAGGAGGAAGCUCCUGGGUAGGCGAACUGCUUUCCAAUAUCAGCGAAGAAUUAAUAUACAUCUUCGAGCCUCUUAAAAUCAUCACCGAUGUUUACGAGAGCAGAAUGACGCCUUCGAUGGUCACUGAAAUCCUGUCAAUUGUUUUUUCGUGCCAGUUCACUAAAGCUUUCAGUGAAUACAGAAAAGUUUGGCCUGAGAAUUUCAGAAAAUUUCCUGACGAGUGCAAAGGCACACAUUGUUUCGAUCCUAAUAUUCUCAGCGAGAGAUGUCGCAAAGCCAAAACUAUUAUCGCCAAGACCAUUCGCCUAACGCUGGCACACGUCGAGCUGCUCAUGGUUAUGCCCAACUUCCAGCACCUGAAAGUCAUUUACUUAUCCAGAGACCCGCGAGCUCAGGUCUUGUCCAGGUAUUGUAGGCAGCAUUAG
Messenger RNA from Hyalella azteca, 880 nucleotides. RefSeq names its product carbohydrate sulfotransferase 1-like. Gene Ontology annotation, biological process: sulfur compound metabolic process; N-acetylglucosamine metabolic process. NCBI's taxonomy places the organism in Eukaryota, Metazoa, Arthropoda, Malacostraca, Amphipoda, Hyalellidae. Gene Ontology annotation, molecular function: N-acetylglucosamine 6-O-sulfotransferase activity. The record is from RefSeq and is a predicted model, not a curated record. The coding region runs from base 53 to 880 and encodes 275 amino acids. The transcript has 3 exons.